Dipodomys ordii (Ord's kangaroo rat) is the source of this 949-nucleotide messenger RNA. RefSeq names its product RAB15 effector protein (gene Rep15). Gene Ontology annotation, biological process: receptor recycling. The transcript has a single exon. The coding region runs from base 35 to 727 and encodes 230 amino acids. NCBI's taxonomy places the organism in Eukaryota, Metazoa, Chordata, Mammalia, Rodentia, Heteromyidae. The record is from RefSeq and is a predicted model, not a curated record.
GAUAUUUCAAAGUGGUGUUGAUUGGGCCCAAACCAUGGGACAGAAAGCAUCUCAGCCACUGGCCUUGAAUGACAGCAUUUGUGAGGGAUCCAGUGAGGCCAUCGUCCAUGCAGCUCAGAAACUGAAGGAAUAUCUGGGGGUCGAGUAUCCCUUGUGCAGCCUAUGCCCUGCUUUGAGUACACUCAAUGAGAUCUUCUUAAUCUCCUUCAUCACCUUCUGCCAAGAAAGGGGGCUUGGAGAGUGGGUCACCACCACCAAAAUGACCAAGCAUCAAGCCUUCCUGUUUGGGGCAGACUGGAUUUGGACCUUUUGGGGAUCUGAUAAACAAAUAAAGCUUCAGAUUGCAGUACAGACUCUACAAAUGGCGUCCCUUCCUCCCGUAGGACCAAAGCCUUGUAAUUCCUUCAAUCCAGAUGCCCAAGUGCAAGAGUCUUGGAAGAAGAGCAGGUUUGACCAACUGGAAGAGUUUUGUGAUCUGAUUGGAGAGGAUUGUCUGGGCCUGUUCAUCAUCUUUGGUAUACCAGGAAAACCCAAAGACAUCCGGGCAGUGGUCCUGGACAGUGUCAGGAACUGGACAGUAAAGAGUCAGCUGCCAGGAAGGAAGGUUGUAGAACAUUUUGUCUUAGAAACCAAUGACUGCGUCUCUAUCAAAGAGCUUCUUGGAAACUGUCUGAGUAAGAAAAAUGGGCUGAGAAAGGUGGGCAAGGUGUAUAUUAGCAUCCUCUGAACUGGGUAUGUGUGUUGGGUGUGGCUGGCCCUUAAGGGGGAAAGGGCUUUUUAUUCUUUUAAGCAAAAAGUCAUCUGUUAAGCCAGCAUGGGAUUUUUUUCCUUCCUCAAAAUGAUGUACCUGGGUCAAAACAGGCUCGAGUCACAAUGAUGGAGAGAAACAAAAGCUGGUUAAUUGAAUUUUAGGGAAAAAAGAAAGUUGAAUCUUCAUGUAUUUGUUCAA